AUGCAGCAAGCUGGGCAAUCGCUUUAUGAUCCUCGGGUUCCUCACCUUAAAAAGCUGCUUCAUGGGAAUUUUUUCUUUCCUUCUGAAAAAUUCUUAGAUCCUGAAAUUUUGGAUACUUUAGUUUGCCUUGGACUUAGGACAACUCUGGGAUUUACUGGCUUGCUUGAUUGUGCUAGAUCAGUCAGCCUCUUGCAUGAUUCUAGGGACAUUGAUGCCUUCAAACAUGGUGGAGAGUUACUGAGCCUUUUAGAUACAUUAGCAUGUAAGCUCGCAAAUAAAGGAGAAUGUGAUAAUGAUGAUCAACAGGGUGGUGUGGCUCUGGGAAGUAGUAGCAUGCAGGGUGAUGCUUUUGUAUAUGAUGGCUUUCCUAAAGAUGAGACCUGCCUAACUAAUAUUGAUUCAGUUUUAAGCAGCUCAACAUGUGAUAUGGUAGAAGAAGAAUUUUGGUCUGAAUUGAAGCUAAUCUCUUGGUGUCCAGUAAUUUCUGAUCCAGUUGUGACGGGACUUCCAUGGUUAAAAUCCAAAAACCAAGUAGUAGCACCCCCCACUAGAGUGAGGCCUAAAUCACAGAUGUGGAUGGUAUCUUCCUCAAUGUUCAUUUUAGAUGGUGAAUGUAACACUACAUAUCUACAAAAUGAACUCGGGUGGAUGGGUUGCCCUAAUGUCAGUGUUUUAACAAGACAGUUAAUUGAGUUAUCUAAGUCCUAUCAGCAACUUAAGAUAAAUUCACUGCUGGAUCCUGGUUUUGAUGCUCAGUUGCAAAAGGAGAUACCUUGCCUUUACUCAAAAUUGCAGGAAUAUAUUAAUACUGAUGAUAUUAGUAACCUGAAAGCAGGUUUAGAUGGUGCUUCAUGGGUUUGGAUUGGUGAUGAUUUUGUAUCACCAAAUGCACUUGCAUUUGAUUCACCAGUAAAAUUUACGCCUUAUUUGUAUGUUGUUCCAUCUGAACUAUCAGAGUAUAAAGAUUUGUUGAUAAAGUUGGGAGUUAGAUUGAGUUUUGGUAUUUCAGACUAUAUUCAAGUAUUGCAAAGGUUGCAGAAUGAUGUGCAUGGGGUUCCUCUGUCUAUUGAUCAGUUAAAUUUUGUCCAUCGUGUCCUUGAAGCCAUAGCAGAAUGUUGCUUGGAGAAGCCACUUUUUGAGCCUUUUGAUAGUUCCUUGUUGAUUCCUAAUGAUUUUGGAGUUCUGAUGCAAGCAGGAGAUCUUGUAUAUAAUGAUGCACCUUGGCUGGAAAACAGCUCUCUUAUUGGGAGACAUUUUGUGCAUCCAGUUAUAGGCAACGAUUUGGCAGACAAGCUUGGUGUACAGUCAGUUCGGUGCCUUUCUUUAAUCAGUGAUGAUUUGACUAAAGAUCUGCCCUGCAUGGACUUCAAUAAAGUAAAUGAACUUUUGGCGCUGUAUGGAAACCAUGAGUUUUUGUUGUUUGACCUUCUUGAGUUGGCAGAUUGCUGCCAAGCCAAGAGAUUACACCUGAUCUAUGAUAAGAGGGAACAUCCUCGCCAAUCCCUGCUGCAGCACAAUUUAGGAGCCAAGGCAGUGCUAGACCAAUUUAUUGAGGGAGUUAGGUUGCUGCUUGUGACAUUGUGGCAACAAGUUCUAGUCCUAGAAACAACUUCCCUAGACAGUGAAUUCCAAGGGCCUUCCCUUCUAGCAAUCUUUGAAGGUGCCUGUUUGAGUCGAGAGGAAUUUAGUAAUUUCCAGCUCCGUCCUCCAUGGCGAUUGCGUGGCAACACAAUUAACUAUGGUUUGGGAUUGGUUUCCUGCUAUUCCAUAUGUGACCUUCUCUCAAUCAUUUCUGGUGGCUUCUUUUAUAUGUUUGAUCCUCGUGGUUUGGUACUUGGUACACCUUUGACUAAUGCCCCAUCAGCAAAGAUGUUUUCUUUGACAGGUACUGAUCUGACUCAACGAUUUUGUGAUCAAUUUAGUCCAAUGCUCAUUGAUCGAAAUGACUUAUGGUUAUUAGCUGAUUCUACCAUUAUUCGCAUGCCUAUAUCAUCUGAUUGUUUGAAGGUUGGACCUGACCUUGGAUCAAACAGCAUAAAGCAUAUUAUGGAAAUAUUUAUGGAGCAUGGAUCUAGAGCACUCCUGUUUUUGAAGUCGGUUUUACAGGUAUCCAUAUCAACAUGGGAAGAAGGACGUUCUAAUCCAAGCCAGAAUUUUUCAAUAAGCAUUGACCCAUCAUCUUCUAUUUUGAGGAAUCCAUUUUCUGAAAAGAAAUGGAGAAAGUUUCAAUUAUCAAGAAUAUUUAGCAGCUCCAAUGCGAUGAUAAAGAUGCAUGCAAUUGAUGUGAAUUUAUAUUCAGAAGGAACUACAGUCAUUGAUCGAUGGCUUGUUGUACUCAGCCUGGGUUCUGGGCAAACAAGAAAUAUGGCUCUUGAUCGGCGGUAUCUUGCAUACAACUUGACUCCUGUUGCUGGAAUAGCAGCACUUAUAUCCAGAAAUGGCCAUCAUGCCAAUUUGUACUCAAGGAGCUCAAUAAUGGCCCCUCUUCCUUUGUCUGGUUGUAUAGACAUGCCUGUCACUAUCAUAGGUUGCUUCCUCGUGUGUCACAAUAGGGGUCGUUAUCUCUUUAAAUACCAAGACAGAGGGGCUUCUUCUGAGGGACACUUUGAUGUCGGAAAUCAAUUAAUUGAAUCUUGGAACAGAGAGGUCAUGUCUUGUGUAUGUGAUUCCUAUGUUGAAAUGGUUUUGGAGAUUCAAAAGCUAAGAAGAGAUAUUCCAAGCACCUUAUUUGAUUCUAGUGCCUAUUCUGCAAUCAGUGUCUCAUUGAAGGCUUAUGGAGAUCAAAUAUACUCCUUUUGGCCACUUUCUUGUGAGAAGCAUGUACCGAGUGAUCAACAUGGUAAUCAUGACAACAACCCUCCAAGUCCAACAGUAAUUGUUCUUAAAGCUGACUGGGAAUGUCUUAAAGAUCGUGUUAUACAUCCAUUUUAUUCUCGUAUUAUUGACCUUCCAGUAUGGCAGCUGUACUCCGGAAAUUUGGUCAAGGCUGAAGAAGGCAUGUUUCUUUCCCAGCCAGGGAAUGGGCUAAUUGGUAAUUUACUUCCAGCUACAGUUUGCAGCUUUGUAAAGAAGCAUUAUCCUGUAUUUUCAGUGCCAUGGGAAUUGGUGACUGAAAUCCAAGCUGUGGGAUUUUCAGUGCGAGAAAUUAAACCUAAAAUGGUUAGGGAUCUCCUAAAAUUUUCUUCAAAACCAAUUGAGCUGCGGUCAGUUGACAUGUAUAUAGAUGUUCUCGAAUAUUGCUUGUCUGAUUUUCAGCAUGCAGAGUCAUCCAGCUCACCCAGAGAUAAUGAUCCUGCUAGUACCAAUGAUUUUUGUCAGGAAACUGAUAUCAGAAUCACUUCUUCUCAGCUGGGGAAUAAUAUCAACAGGUUCACUGGCAAGCCUACUCGGGGAGAAGCCAGUUCAGGAGAUGCAUUGGAAAUGAUGACAAGUUUAGGGAAGGCUCUAUUUGAUUUUGGUCGGGGUGUUGUUGAAGAUAUUGGUAGAUCAGGAGCACCUGGGGCUUACAAUAAUAACAUGACUUUCAUUGAUCAAAAUAGGGACCAGAAGUUCAUAUUAAUUGCUGCAGAACUCAAAGGCUUACCAUUUCCAACUGCAACUAGCCAUUUAAAAAAAUUGGGUUUUACUGAACUUUGGAUUGGGAAUAAAGAGCAACAGUCAUUAAUGGUUCCGUUGGGAGAAAAAUUUAUUCACCCUAAAAUAAUAGACAGGCCUCUCUUAGGUGGCAUUUUUUCUAAUGUUUCCCUUCAAUCACUAUUGAAACUGCAGAAUUUCUCUCUUAAUCUACUGGCCAAUCAUAUGAAACUAAUUUUCCACGAAGAUUGGGUGAGACAUGUAAUGGGAUCAAAUAUGGCUCCAUGGCUUUCUUGGGAGAAACUUCCUAGUUCUGGCAGUCAAGGGGGUCCUUCCCCUGAAUGGAUUAGAAUCUUUUGGAAAAGUUUUAGCGGCUCACCAGAGGAAUUAUCCCUUUUCUCUGAUUGGCCCCUAAUUCCUGCAUUUCUUGGUAGGCCAGUCUUGUGCCGUGUAAGAGAGCGACAUCUGGUAUUCAUUCCUCCUCAUUUGGAGCACUCAUCGGCAACCAUUGGGAUUUCAGAAAGAGAAUCUGCUGAAAGUUAUGUGACUGGGGUUAGGGUAUCAGGGGAUAAUACUUCUGAAACUGAGUUAGCUGAGUCCUACAUUUCAGCUUUUGAAAGAUUCAAAACCAGUUAUCCCUGGUUGUUGUCAAUGUUAAACCAGUGCAACAUACCCAUAUUUGAUGAGGCAUUUAUAGAUUGUGCUGCUUCAAGCAAUUGUUUUUCCAUGUCUGGUCAAUCACUUGGUCAUGUUAUUGCAUCCAAACUUGUGGCAGCUAAGCAAGCUGGAUAUUUCACUGAACCUACUAAUCUCUCAACAUCAAAUUGUGAUGCACUUUUUUCACUUUUUUCUGAUGAAUUCUUCUCCAAUGAUUUUCAAUAUGCUCGCGAAGAAAUUGAAGCUUUGCGUUCUCUCCCAAUAUAUAAAACAGUUGUUGGUUCUUAUACUAAGUUGCAAGGUCAAGAUCAGUGCAUGAUCCCUUCAAAAUCAUUUUUAAAACCGUAUGAUGAACAUUGUCUUUCUUGUGCCACUGAUUCAAACGAAAGUUCAUUUCUUCGGGCACUUGGAGUACAGGAGUUGCAUAAUCAACAGAUCUUAGUACGCUUUGGCUUGCCUGGCUUUGAGGGUAAAUCUCAGAAUGAGCAGGAGGGAAUAUUAAUAUAUGUUUUUAAAAAUUGGCACGAUCUUCAAUCAGAUCAAGUGGUGGUUGAUGCUUUGAAAGAAACUAAAUUUGUUAGAAAUUCUGAUGAGUUUUCAACAGAUCUGUUGAAGCCCAAGGAUUUAUUUGAUCCUGGUGAUGCUAUCUUAAUAUCUAUAUUCUUUGGUGAGAGAAGAAAAUUUCCUGGAGAGAGGUUCAGUACAGAUGGGUGGCUUCGAAUACUAAGGAAAAUUGGGCUUCGAACUGCUACAGAGGUAGAGGUAAUAAUUGAAUGUGCCAAAAGAGUCGAGUUUCUAGGAAUUGAGUGCAUGAAAUCAGGUGAUGUGGAUGAUUUUGAGACUGACUUAAUCCACACUAAUUCUGAAGUUUCACCAGAGGUGUGGGCAUUGGGAGGAUCUGUAGUUGAGUUUGUUUUCUCCAACUUUGCCCUUUUCUUUAGCAACAACUUCUGUGAUCUUCUUGGCAAGAUUGCAUGUGUCCCUGCUGAACUGGGGUUUCCUAGUGUUGGUUGCAAGAGGGUGCUUGCUUCAUAUAAUGAAGCUAUUUUGUCUAAAGAUUGGCCUCUAGCUUGGAGUUGUGCUCCCAUUCUAUCUAAACAACACACAGUUCCUCCAGAGUACUCAUGGGGACCUCUGCAUCUACAAAGUCCUCCUGCUUUCUGUACAGUUUUGAAGCACCUACAAGUAAUUGGGACAAAUGGAGGGGAAGAUACUCUGGCUCAUUGGCCCAUUGCUUCAGGAAUGAACAUUGAGGAAUGUACCUGCGAGAUUUUGAAAUAUUUAGACAAAAUUUGGGGUUCACUUUCUUCCUCAGAUGUGGCAGAGCUACGCAAAGUGGCCUUUCUUCCUGUUGCAAAUGGAACACGCCUUGUGUCUGCCGAUGCUCUUUUUGCUCGUUUAAUAAUUAAUUUGUCUCCAUUUGCUUUUGAGCUUCCUACUGUAUAUCUCCCAUUUGUAAAAAUUCUUAAAGAUUUGGGACUUCAGGAUAUGUUAACACUUUCUGCUGCAAAGGGUCUUCUAUUCCAUCUUCAGAAAUCUUGUGGAUAUCAGCGACUGAAUCCCAAUGAGCUGCGUGCAGUGAUGGAAAUUUUGAAUUUCAUUUGUGAUCAGAUUGUGGAGGGGAACACAUUAGAUGGGUCAAACUGGACAUCAGAAGCCAUAGUUCCUGAUGAUGGCUGCAGACUUGUUCAUUCAGGAUCCUGUGUCUAUGUUGAUUCUUAUGGUUCUCGAUACGUCAAAUGUAUUGAUACUUCCAGAAUUAGAUUUGUUCAUGCAGAUCUUCCUGAGAGAGUCUGUAUUACGCUUGGCAUCAAAAAAUUGUCUGACAUUGUCAUAGAGGAACUAGAUGAGAAUCACGCACUACAGACUUUGGAUUCCCUUAGAUCUGUUUUACUAGUGACCAUCAAACAGAAGUUAUCAAGCAAGUCUCUUCAAACUGCUGUCUGGACCAUUGUAAAGAGCAUGAGCUGCUACAUUCCUGCAUUCAAUAGUUUUUCACUGGAUACAAUAAAAUGCUUAUUGAACUCUACUGCAAAAAUGAUGCAAUUUGUAAAGUGUCUCAAAACAAAAUUUCUGCUAAUGCCCAAUUUAGUAGAUGUUACACGUGCAGGCAAAGAUUUCACCAUCCCAGAGUGGAAGAAUGAUUCUGCACAUCAAACUCUUUAUUUUUUGAACCAAUCGAGAUCCUGUAUUCUAGUUGCUGAGCCACCAACUUAUAUUUCCCUUUUUGAUCUCAUUGCUAUUAUAGUCAGUCAGGUAUUAGGCUCUCCAAUCAUAUUGCCCAUUGGGUCCUUAUUUGGUUGUCCUGAAGGAUCUGAGAUUGCAGUUGUUAAUGUUUUGAAACUCUGCUCUGAUAAGAAAGAAGUUGAACCCAUAAAUGGGAGCAGCAAUAUGGUUGGGAAGGAAAUUUUGGCACAAGAUGCACGUCUUGUGCAGUUCCAUCCAUUAAGGCCCUUUUAUUCUGGUGAAAUAGUAGCUUGGCGAUCUCAACAUGGUGAAAAGCUGAAAUAUGGGAGGGUUUGUGAAGAUGUAAGACCAUCUGCAGGUCAAGGUCUGUACAGAAUUAAAAUUGAAGUGGCACCUGGGGAUACGCAAUUUUUCCUUUCAUCACAAGUGUUUUCAUUUAAAAGUGUAUCAGCAAGCAGUCCUCUAAAUGAAACACUGGUGCAUGAUAGCCCUUUAUUAGGAAGUGACAUGACCCGUGUUGAUUUCGCGGAGAGCUCAGAAAGGAGUGAAAGCUAUUCUCAGGCAAAGCCUGUGAGAGAGCAGUCUGGCAAGGUUUCAGCUGCAGAACUCGUCCAGGCUGUAAAUGAAAUCCUCUCGGCUGCUGGGAUCAAAAUGGACGUGGAGAAGCAGGCGCUACUUCAAAGAACAAUAAAUUUGCAAGAAAAUCUAAAGGAGUCUCAAGCAGCUCUUGUUUUGGAGCAGGAAAAGGUUGAAAAGGCAACAAAAGAAGCUGAUACAGCAAAAGCAGCAUGGAUUUGUCGGGUUUGUCUGAGUUCUGAGGUUGAUAUAACGAUAGUUCCUUGUGGUCAUGUAUUGUGUCGUAGAUGUUCUUCUGCAGUGUCAAGGUGUCCGUUUUGCCGGCUUCAGGUUACAAAAGCUAUCAGAAUUUUUCGUCCAUAA
Molecule: messenger RNA, 7356 nt
Organism: Sphenostylis stenocarpa
Lineage: Eukaryota; Viridiplantae; Streptophyta; Magnoliopsida; Fabales; Fabaceae
Source: the annotation of a GenBank genome assembly